Doryrhamphus excisus (bluestripe pipefish) is the source of this 832-nucleotide messenger RNA. It is a transcript of the gene uchl3, whose product is annotated as ubiquitin carboxyl-terminal esterase L3 (ubiquitin thiolesterase). The record is from RefSeq and is a predicted model, not a curated record. Gene Ontology annotation, molecular function: cysteine-type deubiquitinase activity. Gene Ontology annotation, biological process: protein deubiquitination; ubiquitin-dependent protein catabolic process. Gene Ontology annotation, cellular component: cytoplasm. Lineage: Eukaryota; Metazoa; Chordata; Actinopteri; Syngnathiformes; Syngnathidae.
GAAGCGAUACAGACUAAAGACCAGCUGUUUAAAUCUAGCUGCUUCUCUCACAUUCUCACAGUAAAAUCAACUUAAAUUGUUCCGAAAAUGAGUUCCCCGCGUUGGCUGCCAUUGGAGUCCAACCCUGAAUUCGUCAAUUCUUUGGGCAUGAAGCUCAGCUGGCAGUUUGGAGAUGUGUAUGGGUUGGAUCCAGAACUUCUCGGCAUGGUGCCGAGACCUGUGUGUGCUGUGCUGCUUCUCUUUCCUGUCACAGAGAAAUAUGAAGCCUAUAAACAAGAGGAAGAAGACAGGCUGAGAAAGCAGCCACAGGAAGUCUCUCAGGACGUCUUCUUCAUGAGGCAAACCAUCGGCAAUGCAUGCGGAACAAUUGGAUUGAUCCACGCUGUGGCCAACAACCUGCCACACCUGGAAUUUGAGUCCGACUCUCCUCUCAGGAAGUUCGUAGAAGUCACCUGUAAAAUGACUCCGCAGGAACGAGGUGCCUUCUUGGAGAGAGAUGAGAGUAUUCGUGUCACACAUGAAUCCAGUGCACAGGAGGGACAGACUGAGGCGCCGAGCUUAGAUGAAAAAGUCAACCUUCACUUUAUAGCUUUCGUGAACGUCGGCGGGCAAUUGUAUGAGCUAGAUGGCAGGAAACCUUUCCCUAUUUGUCACGGAAAAACAUCGGGGGAUACUCUCCUCGAGGAUGCCGUGGAGGUUUGUAAGAUCUUCAUGGCUCGCGAUCCACAGGAGGUCCGUUUCACAAUCAUCGCCCUCUCCAAAGAUUAGUACUGAGGUGUGCCGUGAGCGGAGAAAACACUUCACUGCCAAACAUUCUCAAGUGCUGACUUUA